UUCCACCCAAAACUCCUUCAAACAAAAAUCACUUCCCUCCCUCCCUCUCUCUUUUCUCUCUCCAAUUUUCUCACCAAUGCCUUCUCGAAGCCAAAGAUCAAGAACAUAUCAACUCACGAGAACAAUCCCUAUACUUGUUCUUCUUCUUGUCCUUUUGAGUUGCUGCAAUGGAGCAAGAACCACGAACGUCUUCAACACGAGCUCGCCACCCAAACAAAAGGACGUCGUUUCGCCACCUCAUGAUCAUGACCAUCGUCAAGUACAAGAUCACAAAAGUGUACAGUUCUUGGGAUCACUUCCACGUCAGUUUCCGGUUCCAGCUUCUGGUCCUUCCAGAAAACAUAACGAAAUCGGUUUAAGUAGUACUAGGACUCAGUCUUCUCCUUGAAGUUCAGAGGUUUGAUCAUCAAUGAAUCAUCCUUUUUACUUCUCUAAGUUUUUUUUUUUUUCCCCCUUUUGAUUUUGGUUCAAACUGAUGUAAAUAGAUUCCAGUUUGAUUUAUUUAUGAGCAAAGAGCAAUGCUGUGGAUACAUCAGCUUUAUUAGUUUAAUAUGGGAACUUCAAAUAUUGCAAGUACGUUAAAGUGUACCAGAGCAGAGGAGAGAAGGGUCUUUUUGUAAUUAAACAAUUAUUGUUCUUUUCGAUUUUCCGACAAGGAAGGUUCUUUUAAUUCUAUAUGACAUUAU
Arabidopsis lyrata subsp. lyrata is the source of this 686-nucleotide messenger RNA. Its product is annotated as protein IDA-LIKE 3. The record is from RefSeq and is a predicted model, not a curated record. Lineage: Eukaryota; Viridiplantae; Streptophyta; Magnoliopsida; Brassicales; Brassicaceae. Bases 77 to 388 code for a protein of 103 amino acids. Gene Ontology annotation, biological process: floral organ abscission. The transcript has a single exon.